UUUCGUGCGCUGUCUAGAUAUCUUCGUCUUCACGCGGCCGCAGUAUUUAUGGAUGAAUAUUUCAGGAAUUAUCCAGAUUUAACAAUGAAUGCCAUAGCCUCCCAAUUUUUCCUCGUCUGCUACAGCCUUGUUUUCCUUUUUCAAGGAGGAACCUGCUCUGAGGCAGAGCAUAAAUUGUUUUCCAUGAUCUUCUCCAAAUACAACCAGUACAUCAGACCAGUGGAGAAUGUUUCAGACCCUGUAAUAGUCCAGUUUGAGGUCUCAAUGUCCCAGCUGGUUAAAGUGGAUGAGGUCAAUCAGAUUAUGGAGACCAAUUUGUGGCUACGGCACAUAUGGAAUGACUACAAACUCAGAUGGGAUCCCAGAGCUUUUGGAGGGGUAGAAUUUAUUCGUGUGCCUUCCAACAGGAUUUGGAAGCCAGAUAUUGUGUUGUACAACAAUGCAGUGGGAGACUUCCAGGUGGAUGAUAAAACCAAAGCUCUUCUUCGCUACAAUGGAGAUGUGACAUGGAUCCCACCAGCCAUCUUCAAAAGCUCCUGCAAGAUCGAUGUUACCUACUUUCCCUUUGACUACCAGAACUGUACCAUGAAGUUUGGGUCAUGGACUUAUGACAAGGCCAAGAUUGAUCUGGUACUGAUAGGUACUACGAUCAACCUGAAGGAUUUCUGGGAGAGUGGGGAGUGGAUGAUUAUCGAUGCUCCAGGCUACAAGCAUGACAUCAAAUACAACUGUUGUGAGGAGAUCUACACCGACAUCACCUACUCUCUCUAUAUCCGUCGCCUGCCUCUUUUCUACACCAUCAACAUGAUCAUCCCCUGCCUACUCAUUUCCUUCUUGACGGUCUUGGUGUUCUACCUGCCAUCGGACUGUGGCGAGAAAGUGACGCUCUGCAUCUCCGUCCUGCUCUCCCUCACUGUCUUCCUCCUGGUCAUCACCGAGACCAUCCCUUCUACCUCCCUCGUCAUCCCGCUGAUCGGCGAGUACCUCCUCUUCACCAUGAUCUUCGUCACCCUCUCCAUCGUCAUCACAGUGUUUGUGCUCAAUGUGCAUUACCGAACGCCUAAAACCCACACCAUGCCGCACUGGGUGCGCAGUGUGUUCCUUGGCCUCCUCCCCAGGGUCAUGUUCAUGACCAGGCCAGAGAGAGAUCAUGAGAGGCACACAGGCUCCAGAGGCCCAGCUCAGUCCUGCGUCCUGCGCAAUCCUGCCUACUUCCCCCAGCAUCUCAUCAAACAGCAGAGCCUUCCGGGGGCCCUGCCGCCACGCACUCCCCUCUUCCUCAGCACAGAACUGAAUAUCCUAGGUCAGGUUGCUAAGGUGGGCUCGAGUUUCCCGUGCCAAGAGGGGAGGUGUAACUGCUGCUUGAGGCAAUGCUCCAGCAAACUGCCCACAGACAGACGUGCAGGCAAUGCAGGGGCAGGGGUGGGAAGUCUGGGAGCCGUCAGUGGGACGGUGGGGGAACAAAGCCCUUGUUCAAGCUCAGAGUCUUUGGAUGGGGGACUUUUGACUCUCUCUGCACUCUCACCAGAGAUCCAGGAAGCUAUAGAAAGUGUUAAGUAUAUUGCAAAGAAUAUGAAGCUACAGAAUGAAGCCAAAGAGGUCCAGGAUGAUUGGAAAUAUGUUGCCAUGGUGAUCGACAGAAUUUUUCUGUGGGUUUUCAUUCUGGUGUGCAUUCUGGGUACAGCUGGACUCUUUCUGCAGCCCCUCCUUCUUGGGGAAGACAUGUGAUGCUUGCACACAUGCAGACUGUGUGACUGGUCCACCCACUUUAAACAGCCACACAUGAAAUGUCUGCACCAAUUUUAAGGCAGAAAAUGGAGGACGCAAAGUGCUCAAAACUCCCUGUCUAGAUUCCCUUCCUUAAGAAGACUUAAGUGUACUAUUCAAAUUUCCUUCCAAUUUCCUAAAGAAACAAAAGUAAUUUAAAUGUGUUAUGCUUAUAAAGUUCUUAUAGAGUACCUAUAAAGUGAAGCAUCAAUCCGGAAUUGUUUUUUAAUAGAAUUUUGAUGUAGUUCCUGAUAAUCUGUUAUAGUGUCUUUAAUGCCAUGUGUGGAUUACAUUUUUUAAAAACAAAUAAAAAUGGCUUCAAGGUUACCAUUAAUCAAGUUUUGUCACAACAAAGAUUUUUGCGGGGACUGACUCUAUGCUAAAUACAAUAUCAUUAUUUGUUCACUUGAUUUCUUUUGUCCAAAUUUGGAGGAGAGUGCCAUCAAGUGGGUAAAUUAAGCCAGUACCAGCCAUUUAUUCUUGUUUUACAAUGUACUGUGCUAUUAUUACUUUUAUGCUGUUAUGACAUCUCGGUUACAAAUUGGGGUUUGUGACUGUUGGUUACAGAUCAACCAGUAAAAUGUGCU
Messenger RNA from Electrophorus electricus (electric eel), 2354 nucleotides. It is a transcript of the gene chrna3, whose product is annotated as cholinergic receptor, nicotinic, alpha 3. Gene Ontology annotation, biological process: monoatomic ion transmembrane transport. Gene Ontology annotation, molecular function: acetylcholine-gated monoatomic cation-selective channel activity; transmembrane signaling receptor activity. Lineage: Eukaryota; Metazoa; Chordata; Actinopteri; Gymnotiformes; Gymnotidae. The record is from RefSeq and is a predicted model, not a curated record. Gene Ontology annotation, cellular component: postsynaptic membrane.